Messenger RNA from Rotaria sp. Silwood2, 435 nucleotides. The record is from the annotation of a GenBank genome assembly. Lineage: Eukaryota; Metazoa; Rotifera; Eurotatoria; Philodinida; Philodinidae.
AUGGAUGCACCAGGUAAAGCACCGAUGGCAUUCGUCACACACAAAGGAUUAUUUGAAUGUACGGUGAUGCAUUUCGGACUCACCAACGCACCAGCCACUUUGCAACCACUUAUGGAUAUUGUACUAGCUGGUCUUAAAUGGCAAUGCUGUUUAGUGUACCUCGAUGAUAUCAUCGUCUAUUCCUCAACAUUUGAACAGCACCUUGAAGAUCUUUAUAAAGUUUUCUUAGCUCUUGCUGAUGCCAAUCUGACACUCAAGACUUCAAAAUGCAAUUUUUGUCAACAAGAAAUAAAAUUCCUCGGACAUCUUAUUACCCCAAAUGGUACUAAACCAGAUCCCUGCUUGAUUGCCACAAUUGAACAAUUUCCCCAACCUACACUGUCUUGUUCUCCUCUCGCCUGGAAUAAUGAUUGCACGGUACGUUCCACGCGUUAA